Molecule: messenger RNA, 5277 nt
Organism: Puccinia triticina
Lineage: Eukaryota; Fungi; Basidiomycota; Pucciniomycetes; Pucciniales; Pucciniaceae
Exons: 12
Coding region: 1-5277 (1758 amino acids)
Biological process (GO): DNA repair
Cellular component (GO): Ino80 complex
Molecular function (GO): ATP-dependent chromatin remodeler activity; ATP binding; ATP hydrolysis activity
Source: RefSeq, a predicted model, not a curated record
AUGAGCCUCAGAAACAUCCUCAACCAUCCCGCCUCUCCGGUCGCCUCUCUCGUCCCUUCCUCUGUCUCCCCCACAUCCCCCUCCUCCACCGAUUCACCCGCCCCACCCAAACCAAACCCCGCUUCAGAAGCAAUGCCCCCAUCCACAAAACAGAAAGCCUCCUCAGCACCCAAAAAACCCACGGGAGAACUUCCGAAACGAUACCUCGAUCGAAUACUGGAUAGCGAUGCUCUAGAAGACCUCCAGCUUGAUGCUCUUCCGACCAUCACAAAGCACCCUUACCCCGAGCCUGAAGGCUAUGCAUCCUCCGAUAACAUGGAUCUCGACGACUUUGCAGAGGUCUGGAGCGACUCGUUGAACCAGUACAUGGUCUCCUGUCGUCGCAAGGAGCGCUUACUCGAAAAAGGUCACGACGAAUGGGAAUCGGCCAAGCAUCAGGAAACAGCAGCCCGUGUUACGGGCUGGGCCGGCGAUCAAGCGGACCAGGCUCGGCGACUCAAGCGUGCCCGGAUCGAACAACGCCGUGUUCGGGAAGAAGAACGCCUUCGUCAGGAGAGGAACCGCCUCGCCGAGGAGGCCCUCCAAGUCGAGCGGGAGGCAGCAGAAGAAGAGAAGAAACGCCGGAAAAAGGAAUCGGCGGCGGCGGCUAAGAUACGUGCCCGGGAAAAACGUCGGCAAGCCAAGGAGGAGUCUGACAAACGAAAGGAGGAAGAACAGGCGCAGAGACAUGUCGAGCUGGCUCAGGCCCAGCUCCAGCGCGAUUCGGAGGAAUCACAACGCCAACUCCAGCGACGCGCAGAGGGCAAGUUGGAACUGGCCCGAUUCGAAGCCCAGACGCUCCAAGAAUCUGAAGCCUUGAUGGCAGCAGAAUCACAGCACUCCCAAAGAGAAUGGGCUCACGAAAAUCAGAACCCGCUCCGUCUACCCGUUCUCAACAGCUCCAAUCUCGAUCAGUACGGCCUCCCAGCUCACCAACAUCCAACUCACCGGUUUCGCAAACAAGGCCAAUCCUCACAACAAGAAGCAGUUUUGCUCCAUGAAGCCGGCGACUUUCAGAUGGAUGACGUGACUAAUGCAAGAGUUCCGUCGAAUUUGGCCAAUCUGCUGAACUCGCCGGGUGGCCAUUCCAGUGGUCUAAGCAACCCUCAUCCCGUCCCUAUGGGCCCCAAAGCCUCACGCACAAAUCCCCGGGUUUCAAACACCAGCACGACUGCCAAGAGAAAGCGAGCUUUUCCCGAACCUCAUGAAUACCCGAAUGAGGAAGCUAGCAGCGAAUAUGCCACCCCGGAGGGUCCAACUCCAGUCAUCCAUCACCCUUCUGCUUCAUCGAGCACUUCUGCCCGUCCACCUCAUCCCCAAGGCGCGCGCCGGACCGUCAGUGGACUACCAUCUCAGGCCCAUCUGGCUCGUGAAAAAAGUUCUGCGCACGCGAAUAGCGUACCACCUCAAUUGCCACACUCGUCUGCUUCAACGUCUAAACUAGCGUUCGAAGCUUCACAAUCCCAUCACACCGCCGACGCCUCUUCAACGCGGCGCCAAGUUCAACCUGCUCAACCUCACAUUGACCCCGCCACCCGUCGGCUCCAAUCGCGCAAUUUGCCAGCUUGGGGACACAGCCUGCCGUAUGGGACCGAGCCUUACCAAGACUCUACAGAGCUGCUCGACAUGUCGCUCCCGUUGCGCGAGCGGGCUGUGGCUAAUCCGAAGGCUUUGGCCAACAAACGUUGGGACGCUAUCGAAGAAGGUCGGCGACAGAUUUGGCUCUCGAUCGCCCGCAAAGACAUUCCACGGGUUUGCAAGACCCAGCAGGCCGCCAGUCUCAGUCGGGCUGUUUAUUCCAAACGGCUGAGCGCCUUGGUCAGUCGGGAGGCACGCCGCAUUAUCGCUAGAACCAAAUCAUCCAAGGAAGUUCAGAUUAAAGCCAAAAGGAUCAUGCGAGAGCUCCUGGUGUAUUAUCGCAGUAAUGAGAAACGUGAGCGAGAGACAAGGCGCAAAGCGGAUAAGGAAGCUAUCGACCGAGCCAAAAAGGAAGACGAGAUGAGAGAAGUCAAGCGGCAGGCCAGGAAAUUGAACUUUUUGAUCACUCAGACCGAGCUUUACUCUCAUUUCGUUGGCAAUAAGAUCAAAACUAAAGAGGCGGAGGAAAGCGAAGACACAGCGGGCGCAGCGCCCGCUGCGGCUUCUGCCGAGCAGUCAACAACCAUUUCCACCACAAGCGGACAGAAGGUUGAGCUAGCUGACAUCACUCAGAUUGCAACAACGGAUAAGGAUCUUGGUGAAAUCAACUUCGACGAUGAUGACGAAUUCAACUUGCAUGCUCAUGCAGCCCGGAACGCUCUCAAGGCUGUCGAUGCUGCCAAGCAACGCGCGCAAGCGUUUGACCAUGCCGCCGCCGAGAAGUUGGCAGCCACUGCUCCUGCUACCAGUCAGGAUGCCCAGCCGGUCACUGACAUUGACAUCGAUCGAGACGAUCUUAAUUUCCAAAACCCCACCAUGGCGGGCGAUAUUCAAGUCAAGCAACCCAAGCUUCUGAUGGCCGAACUCAAAGAAUACCAACUCAAAGGGCUCAAUUGGCUAGCUAACCUCUACGAGCAAGGCAUCAACGGAAUUUUGGCUGAUGAGAUGGGACUCGGCAAGACGGUUCAAUCGAUUUCCUUGAUGGCCUAUCUGGCCGAGGUCCACAACAUUUGGGGCCCUUUUUUGGUGAUCGCUCCUGCAUCGACCCUGCAUAACUGGCAGCAAGAGAUCACCCGCUUCGUCCCUGCCCUCAAACCGAUCCCUUACUGGGGGAGUGUCAAAGACCGAACGAUCUUGCGGAAGUUUUGGAACCGGAAACACUUGAGAUACGAUCGUGAUGCGCCAUUCCAUGUGGUCAUCACUAGUUACCAACUGGUGGUGCAAGAUGAGAAAUACUUCCAAACGUUGAAAUGGCAGUACAUGAUUUUGGACGAAGCUCAGGCUAUCAAAAGCUCAACCAGCACACGUUGGAAAACCUUGUUGGGAUUUCAUUGCCGAAAUCGGCUCCUGUUAACUGGAACUCCAAUUCAAAACUCAAUGACGGAGCUCUGGGCCCUGUUGCACUUCAUCAUGCCGCAGUUGUUUGACUCGCACGAAGAGUUCAGUGAAUGGUUUUCGAAGGACAUCGAAAAUAGCGUCGACAAGGCGGGCGGUAUGAACGAGCAUCAGUUAAGAAGACUGCACAUGAUCCUCAAACCUUUCAUGCUUCGGAGAAUCAAGAAGAAUGUCCAGAACGAACUAGGCGACAAGAUCGAAAUCGAUGUUGCUUGCGGGUUGACGCCCCGACAGAAGUUGAUGUACAGUCGUCUACGCGAGAAUAUGUCGAUUGCAGAUCUGGUACAAAAGGCGACUUCUCUCUCGAACGACGAUGCUGCCGUGAAGCGUUUGAUGAACUUGAUCAUGCAAUUCAGGAAGGUCUGCAACCAUCCCGAAUUGUUCGAGCGAGCCGAUGUGACUGCACCAUUAUCGUUUGCUUCCUUGAACUUCACUGCGAACGUCGCCCGAGACGGGGAUGUGUUGGACUGCCCCUAUGCCACUCGAAGUCUGAUCCAGCAUUCGAUUCCUCGAGCUUUCUACCGUGAUGGUGGAAUUCUCUCGGUGCCAGGCCCCUCAUCCCGAGCGGGAUUCGACACGAAAUUUCUGGAUCGACUUAUGAACAUCUGGUCAGUACCCAACGUCAUGAAAGCCGGUCCUGAGGGCUCAGUUGUUCCCUCGUGGGCUAAAAUGCUUGAUCUUGGACCGGGAGAAGUCGAGCUCAUUGCCCACGGGAAAACUGCUCAGAGAAUCCCCUACUUGAUACGAGGAAGGAAUCAAGCCCGCGAAUUGGCCUCGGGAGCACAGCUUCCUGAUUCAAUUGCCUCAGAUUUGGAAACCUUGCAAAUCUUUGCCAAAGCCGAGUUACUCCCUCGAGUUCCGAAUGAUUUGGGUGUGACACAGCUUAAUGAGAUCACAGAAGAAUUCCGGAAAUGUUCCCGGAUGAAUCGAUCGGAUGUUCAAACCUACAACGAGUCUGCUGUAGCGCCCCCUCCUGAUCUUUACUGCGCCGACCGAGGGUUUGAGCUGGAACAGCAACGGAAUCGGUUUGACCCAAUGACCCGAUUAUUCUUGUUUGGGCUACCCCAUCCUGCACGAGAAUCACCCACGCUUUCCGAACGAUACCAGGUCACGUUCAGUGGUAUUUCAUCCGCUGGGGUCAUGGGCAUGUCGGCAGAAGAUCAGCUACCACGGUCAUUCAUGCAGGUCCCUCUCCUCGAAAAACUCAUGCUCGAUUCCGGCAAACUGGCUCGCCUGGACAGUCUUUUACAAGAACUCAAGACGGGUGGCCAUCGAGUGCUGAUCUAUUUCCAAAUGACACGGAUGAUCGAUUUGAUGGAGGAGUAUCUCAGCUUCCGCCAUUAUCGUUACUUGAGACUCGAUGGCAGUUCCACCAUCUCAGAGAGAAGAGAUAUGGUCAUGGAUUGGCAGAACCGCCCGGAAAUCUUCAUCUUCCUCUUGUCGACAAGAGCAGGUGGCUUGGGUAUCAACUUGACGGCUGCAGACACGGUCAUCUUCUACGACUGUGAUUGGAAUCCUUCGAACGACCAACAAGCCAUGGAUCGUGCUCAUCGUCUGGGCCAGAAGCGCCAAGUGACAGUCUACCGAUUGAUCACGACAGGGACUAUUGAUGAGCGGAUCUUGAAGCUGGCGCGGACGAAGAAGACUGUACAAGAUGCGGUCGUCGGGUCCAGUAGUGGUAACGCAGAGGCCACCGGCCCUAGUGAAGCGGCCAAGCCUAAUGAAGUCGUGUCCCUCUUGCUCGAUGAGGAAGAGCUGGAGGCCGGGAUGCGGGCUCAAGCCGCCAAACGAGAGGCAGUGAAGGAAAAGCAAGUACAAAGCGGCCUGCGAGGAGUGAAGAUUAGAGAAGAGCGGAAAGCGGCAGCAGCAGCCAACCAAUCAGGCCCGAUGAGCAUAGGAUGGAGCCAAGACGGAUUGAACCUGGAAGACGACGACGAAGAAGCGUUUGGGUUUUUUGCCACGCAGGCGAAGACGGGAGGGGAGGAGCCGUUGGGAGAUGGGGGCACGGGCGAGCCGGCGGCGGCCGAGGCCGGGCCGACGAAGACUGCUGGCAAGAAGAGGAAGACCGCCGCCGCCGCGCCCGCCGCGGGGCCAGCUGGCGCCAAGAAAUCGGCCAAGGCGCCCGCUAAGAAGGCGAAGGCUAAGCCCGCCCCCGCCGCCGUUCCUCCCCCCUCCAACGGGCCCUUGGGCCCCCCCGCACUCUAG